AUGAAUGUUGAUAGAUCUUAUUUUGUUACAACAGAUACGCCAAAUGUCAGUUUGUCAUUCACUUACAAAACUAUAUUUUCAUAUAAUUCAAUUUCAAGAAAUACAAAUGUUUCAAUUUCAUAUAGGAAUAAACCAAAUCUUAUUAUUACACCAAAAAACUUUAUUAUGGAUUCUGAUCAAACCAUAAUUUAUGAAUAUUGGGGAUACAACUAUGAUAAUAUUACAAUUCCCAAAUCUGUUACAAAAAUCGAAGAAAAAGUAUUUGAAAAUUCAACAAUUGAGAAGUUUUAUUUCACAGAAGAUUCUCAAAUCAUUGAAAUACAAAAUGAUGCAUUUAAAAAUUGUUCAAAAAUGAGAUCAUUUAAUUAUUCAUUUCCUAAUUUACAAACAUUAGGAAUAUCAUCAUUUAAAGAUUGUAUUAAUUUGGAAAAUUUUACAUUUUCAUCUCCAAAUUUGAUUGUUAUGAAAAACGCAUUUGAGAAUUGCAUUACAUUAAAGAAUGUUAUCAAUGUUUCAAGUAUUCCUUAUCAAUGCUUUUGUGGAUGUACUAAUUUACAAGAAGUUACAAUUCAAGAAGGAUUAGAGAAGAUCUGA
This is a messenger RNA of Trichomonas vaginalis G3, 594 nucleotides long. RefSeq names its product ribonuclease inhibitor domain-containing protein. The coding region runs from base 1 to 594 and encodes 197 amino acids. NCBI's taxonomy places the organism in Eukaryota, Parabasalia, Trichomonadida, Trichomonadidae. The transcript has a single exon. The record is from RefSeq and is a predicted model, not a curated record.